Messenger RNA from Anarrhichthys ocellatus (wolf-eel), 3038 nucleotides. RefSeq names its product cytosolic arginine sensor for mTORC1 subunit 1 (gene castor1). Gene Ontology annotation, biological process: negative regulation of TORC1 signaling. The record is from RefSeq and is a predicted model, not a curated record. Lineage: Eukaryota; Metazoa; Chordata; Actinopteri; Perciformes; Anarhichadidae. Bases 230 to 1234 code for a protein of 334 amino acids. The transcript is spliced from 9 exons. Gene Ontology annotation, molecular function: arginine binding.
AUUUUGAAUAUACAGUAGUUCAGCGGGGCUGGAGUCGGAUUGCGUCGGAUGUUUUUCGCCUUGUGAGAUGUGCACAGCGGGUUGUGGGUUGUUGUUGUUGUAUUCCUCGGCAAUGCUCAUCGUCCAGGCCUGUAUUUAACAUUUAAAUGAUAGCGCACAGCUAGGGAAGGCGUGUUUUUCUUCUGAGCCGCGUGCACACUUGAGACUGCACUGCUCGCAACCUGACAACAUGGACUUGCACAUAUUGGACCACAGGCUUCGGGUCAUCAGCAUAUCCAAGAAUGGGCUGGUGCAUUUCACACACCCCCUGAUUAAGCUGAUAUUUCUCCGGAACAGGACACGAUGCAAGUUUUUCAGUCUGACGGAGACGCCGGAGAACUACACCGUCGUCCUUGACGAGGAAGGAUUCAAAGAGCUCCAGCCCUCCGAGCAUCUCAAGGUAGAAAGCUCCAUCUGGCUGCCGCUCAACGUGGUCUCAAAUGGCAACGCCUCCAGCAGCUCGCAGGCCGUUGGCGUGACCAAGAUCGCCAAGUCGGUCAUCGCCCCUCUGGCCCAGCAGCACGUCUCCGUCUUCAUGCUCUCCACCUAUCAGACCGACUUCAUCCUGGUGAGAGAGAAGGACCUGUCCGUGGUCAUCAGCACCCUGGAGGAGGAGUUCAACAUCUACAAGGAGGUGGGAGGAGAGUCAGUCCCUGUGCUUUGUCAGGACGUUUCCAACGGCCUCCAGAAGAACGGCAAAGAAGCCAUCCAGCCGACAGUUCACCCGGUGCUGAUCCCGCAGAACCAGUUCUGUGUCAUGUCUCUGGACCCGGACACACUGCCGUCCAUCGCCACCACGCUCAUUGACGUCCUCUUUUAUUCCAACAAUCCUAAAGAGGAUGCACAGUCGUCUCCCAGCCAGGACUUGGACUGCAUCACGUUCUUCUCCUUCUCCCUCAUCGAUGGCUACAUCUCACUGGUGAUGGACACUGAGGCUCAGAGAAAGUUUCCUGCUGAUCUCCUCUUCACGAGCUCAUCCGGGGAGCUGUGGAGAAUGGUCCGUAUAGGGGGACAACCGCUGGGCUUUGAUGAAUGCGGUAUUGUUGCCCAGAUAUCUCAGCCUUUGGCUGACAGCGACAUCUCUGCCUAUUACAUAAGCACCUUCAGCUUCGACCAUGCUCUGGUCCCCGAGGAGGACAUAGUGAGCGUGACAGACAUGCUCCAGCAUCAGAGGAAAGAACCAGCCACUAGUUGAUUUGUGAAGUCCAGCCUGAGCUGGAUGAUCCUGGCUCAAUAUGCCGCCCCUCACUCCAGCUCCAGUGGCCAAGGGUGGCAGGCCAGCAGGACAAGAUUCUAACCCUGUGCCUAGACUAGCACUGCAUCGCCAGCAGUAUUAACUACUACAAACUCGCCAUGAACACCAGAAGCGCUUCUCUAUGGUGUGCAUACACAGUUUGUCUGUGAGGCCUCCUAUCUUACCUAUCUUAAGGCAGGAUGCACCGAGUCCCAGGGGGCCCACAAGCUCACGCAUGCACACAAACACUCCGAAAACACAAACGCAUCCAGACACUCGUUCAUUCAAAUUCACAAGCACAAAAUCAGAUAUAUGAUGGGCUCUUUCUCUCUAAUGCAGGUGGUCUCAAGUUGAAUUGUUCAUAUUAUUUAGCUGCAAACAGCAGAUCACACCUGCAUACAUUUCACCAGUGCUAUAAACGCACAACUUAGUCUUCCAGUAAUGUUUGUAUCCUAAUGCCAUGUGUCUAAACGGCCUUUUUUUUUUUCAAAUUGAAGGCCAUUUUGCUGCAUUUUUUUCUUUCUUUCCACUGAAAGCGUGAAGCUUGAAAUGCAAGGCAGUUGUGAGAGUGUUGAUCUUACAAUAAUUUUCAAAAGAAAACUGAGAAUUUCUAUUUUUUGACAACAGGCCUCACUCAUUUUGGUUUAAGAGGAAUGUGCAGGUAGUUUUUCUAUAUAUUAAAACUACUUCAAGCAGGACAGUAGGCUUCGUUAGUGCUUUUUUUUUUUAAAGAAGUCCGCAUUUCUUAACUGUAGUAUUACCCAAGGUCAGUAACACUAUGUCUUAUCUUUUGUUAUUUGCACAAUAUACUUUUGACUUAGCUAAUAUCCCUCAGAUGUUUUCUUUGGUACAACGUUUGUAAUAUUCAAAGUAAAAGUAUUCUUUAAACAUUUGUAAUUUUUGUGCUGCUUCAUUCAAUAAAAUGUUGAAAUGAGUUACUCUUUGUUGACUUCUUGGCACGAGCCAGUUCCAUUCUUAAGGCAUAAAUGCAGGUUCAUUUGCAAAACUGUAUGUGACAUCAAAUACUGACUACCUUGUGACAGACCGAUGUCUUAAAAUCUGUCAUUCAUCACUCAUGAGUCAACGAUGUGAAGUUAGGAUGACGGACUAUUUAUGGCUUUUGGUUUCCAUACAGUGCUGAUAAUGACUUUCCAGGACCAUCCCUGUGGUGUUUGGUUUUUGCCUUAAAAGGAAGUCUUGGAGUCAUCACUUUAAAGGUGUCUUUAUCAUUGGUUUUGAGUCAGGGGUGAGUAUAACGAGGAAAAAAAAAAAACAUUUAAAAAAAAUCUCCAUCCCAGCUGAAUGUACAGCGGGGCUCAGAUUAGUGAUAUUCCUCAAAUGGUAACAACGGGAGCAAACAAGGCACUUGCACAAAGCCAAGACUUGGUCUUAAUGCCUGAAGCUGGACUUAACUGAAGAUUCAACAAACUCGAUACAUUCCUUCAGCUUUCGAAAGAGGCUGUCUGGUGCAAAAUCUCAAUUCACAACCAGCAUGUUUACCUUCAGGAAAUUAGUGGAUGACUUUGUCUUUGAUGGAAUUUAUUUGUGAUUCUGCAAAUGAAAAGUAUAAUUGAAUGUCAUCUGCAUAUAAAUGAGAUUUUCCUUUUAAACCGAUGAUCUGUCUUAAGGCGAAGAAAGGAAUGGAACCUUUGGGGCACAGCAGAGGACCGAGAUCCAGGUCUGGACAGACACCAUCAGAGCGGUAAAGUAACAUUUUACUGCAGGUUUGAUCCACUGAUUGUGAUUCAAUAGUUAACAGGUUUUA